GCUUUCGGCCUCCAGUUCUGUGCUUCCUGGCACUCCCAAGGGCAGUGGGUGCUGCUCCUUCGACCCCAUGGCGCCAUUAGUGCUCGCGAUGAGCGUCAGUGGUGACUAUCUGCUCCCGCCGUCGUGUUUCCUUGGUAGACUGAGACGCUGACCUCGUGGUAGAAUAAGACAUAGGCCUCGCAUGGUAGGAAGCGUAGCUCGCCUUCUUUCAUUGUCGUACUCCGGGCGCGGUACAAGUGACUCAGGGUCGGGGUCGCAUGUCUUCGGGGUCGCAUUUUUAGCGGGUUCCAAGGCGAUUUGAUGUGGCGAUAGAACCUUUUUAUGUGUGCUGAGUGCGGUGGGGGGUCGACCUUUUGCAUACGACCCCCAAAAACGUCAACUUGUACCACGCCCGUAGCCUGGAAGCAGCUGCACCUUUUCCAACCGAUAAGAGCGACGGUCUAGUCUCGUUUCAGUUAUGCAUGGUGUCAGGUGAAGCAUCGCCGAGCGAUCAUCCACUCGCUGGCUCGAUUAUGCGAAACCUAACGCCUCAGUGAACCUUAGUAGAAACUGCGAGUCAGCGCCUCGGUGGCGCAGUGAGUCAGUGACUUAGCGACGCAGCAAGUCAGCGCCUCGGUGGCGCAGUGAGUCUGUGACCUAGCGACGCAGCGAGUCAGUGCCUUAGCGACGCAGCGAGUCAGUGCCUUAGCGACGCCAGCGAGUCAGUGUCGCUGAAACCCAGCAACGCAGCGAGUCAGGGUCGCGGCAAUGCACAGCCUGGCGAUGGGGACGAGCCGGGGGCACGUGGCGGUGUGGGUGGUGGAGGUGGUGCGCGACAAGGAAGUGAGCAAGGAUGUGCUGCUCACCGCCAUCGAGGACGCGCGCCUCUGCGCCUUCCGCGUUGCCUUCAACCUCGUCUCCGUCCUCACCGCCGUGCCGUCCUCCACGGGCGCAGAGCUUCCGAUAUCUCAGGCGGACGCGCGGUCGGUGCAGGAGAUGGAGAACAGCAUCUUCCAGAACAUCCUCGUGCCCUUCAAAACCUUCUCCGAACGCAAGCACAUCCCAGCAGCCAUGCACGUGGAGAAGAACGACAGGCGCGAGGAAGGGCUGGUGCACGUGGCAACCUCCUUCCAGGCAACGCGCCUCUACAUUGGCUCCAAGAAGAAGCUCUUUGGCAAGGCGUCCCACGUGCCCGACUACUGCAGCGCCCACCUGCCCGACACGUGCACGCUUGUUCUGGUGCAGGGCGGCAGGAAGAUCAAGGAGCUGCCCGGUGGCGCUGGCCCUCCCGCCCUGCCCUCCCGCUCCACCCGCCACGCUGCCCUGCUCCCGCAGCAGCAAGCCCCACGCCCCGACCACCCGCACCCCUCCCCCCACGCGCCGAUCCCCCACUAUCCACAGAAUCCACAGAUUCCCCAGAUUCCACAGAAUCCCCAGAUUCCCCAGAUUCCCCAGAUUCCCCAACACACGCAGCGUGCUCAGCCUUCCCUACAGGCCCACAUAGGCCAGCAGAACCAGCUGCAAUCCCAACAGGCGCAGGCCUACUUGCCACGGGCUGGCAGUGGCAGCGAGUCGGAUGGGAGGGGAGGGGGAGGGGGGGGAGGAGGAGGGGGCGCAGGGGGCUCGUCUCACGUGUCAAGCGCCCUCAGCUCGCCGUCGCAGAGCCCUCCGCUCUCCCCCGCGUCCCGCUCUGCCUACACCGGCAUCUGCCCUCCCGCUGCCGCUGGGGCCUCGCCCCCUGGCGGUGUGAGCGCUGCUCCCUGGGGAAUGGGAGGCGUGGCUGGCGUGGGGGGCGUAGGUGGCACGGGUGGCAUGAGUGGCACGGGUGGGGUGGGUGGCAUGGGUGGCGUCUUCCCAGCAACUUCUCUCGGUGCUCCUGCACUCUCUCAUCUCUCAUCUAGCCCCACUGAUAGCCCUGGUAGCUCCUCUCUACCCGGAUUCACCUCGAUUCCCACCACCAUGGUUGCUAGUGCCGCCGCCGCUAGCGGUUUCCCGAACCAGGGGAUGCUUCCAGGCUUGGGAACAGGCUCGGGGGCAGGUACGGGAGGACUGGGGGGGCAUGGGGAAGGGGCGCAGUGGAAUGUGUACAGGCAGAUGCUAAGGGCGCAGCACAACCAGCAGCAGUACAAUCAGCAGCAGCACAGCCUGCAGCUGUACAGCCAGCAGCAGCAGCAGCAGGCUGGGGGAAGACAGAUCGGAAGGGUCUCGCCAGAAAGUGUCACUCCUGCUGGCUUAGGCGCUGGGAGCGCCGCCGCCGCUCCUGCUGCUGCUGCUGCUGUGGCUGCAGGCAUGCCGCGGGAUGGCAGUGUGGGCAGCAGCACAGGCAGCGUUGACUCCAACCUGCAUAGGGUGGACUCUGCUCCCGGGCCUCGCCGCCAGCCGUCCCCCUUGGGUGUGCCCGCUCCAGACAGCACCAGCAGCAGCAACACUCAUACUGCCAACCACACUAGCACUCACACCAGCAGCCGGGCAGGCGCAGCUGCAGCCAGGGCGUUCCCAGGCCUGAUAGAGAACGCUCCCAUCUCCCGCACCAACAGUGCCGGUAGCGGUAGCGGUACCAACCCCAGGGCCCAUGGCGGUCACACCCGCCCCCUCCCAUCCACCCGCCUUGGCAACCCCAUGCCUGUCCCUGGGAGGGGCUCUCCCGCGGGGGAUGCUGAUGCUGGAGCUGCCGUGGCGAUGCAACAGCAGCGGCAGCAGGCGGAGCAGCAGGAGGCUCAGGUGAUGAUGCGGCUCUAUCAGCAGCAGCAGAUGGAGCACGAGGGGGCAGCGGUCGAGCAGCAGUUGAGUCAGCGCAAGCAGCGGCAGCAGGCGGAGCAGCAGGAUGCAGCGCAGGUGAUGAUGCGGCUGUACCAGCUGCAGCAGAUGGAGCAGAUCGAGAUGUUCCGGAUGCACCAGCAGGCGCAGCUGGCGUUUCACCUGCAGCACCAGCAGCAGCAGGGGCAGCAGCAGCAGCAGCAGCAGCAGCAACAGCAGGAAUCCCUGCCUCAGGCACACAUACCAGCAGAAAUCCAACAAGCAAAGCAGCAGCAGGAGCAGGAGCAGGAGCAGCUGCAGCAGCAGCUGCAGCAGCAGCAUGUGCGUACAGGGAACCAACUUUCGCAGGCACAGCAGGCCCAGCAGGGAGAGCAGCAGGAUCUAGCAAAGCCGCAAAGAGCCAACACGCUGCCUGGAAAGACGGCUGAUGCGGCAAUGGCAGUGUCCGCCCUUGGCGUUGCACCCAGUAACGCCCCUUCUGCCCUUGGUGUUACACCCAGUAACGCCCCUUCUGGCAUUAACGUUACUCUCAGCAACAUCCCUACCACCAGCACCACUGCCCCCUCUGCCCCCCCAUCAGCAGCACCAGCAGUGCCAGCUGCUGCCCCAUCAUCCUCGGCUGCUGCUGUAAGUGGCCCGUCAACUCCCCCUGUCCCAUGCUCUGCCAGUAACAGUAACAGCAGCAGCAGCAGCAGCAGCAGCAGCAGCAGCAUCAGCAGCCAGUCAGCAACCCUCAGUGACCCGACCCCAGCUCAUUUGGCAGGAGUGGUAGCAGCAGCAGCAGCAGAAGCAGCAGGAGCAGAAGGAGCAGCAGCAGCAAGAGUAGCAAGAGAAGCAGCCGGUUCAGGAACGAGCUCUCUGUCCUCCCUUUCUCCACCUCCUCCUUCCAGCGACCCAGCAGCAGCAGCAGCACUUAUGCAGGCAAACACGGGCAUGGGCAUGGGGAUGGGCACUGGUAUGGGUAUGAGCAUGGGCACAGGUACAGGUAUAGGCUCAGCUAUGGGCACAGGUAUGGGGAUGGGCAUGGGUAUGAGUCCAUUUGGCUGGCCUGGUGCAAGCAUGCAGUGUAUGAAUCCAUACAUGGGCAUGGGCAUGGGCAUGGGCAUGCAUGGAUCCAUGGGAGGACCCAUGGGUGGGGGGAUGGGAGCAGGGGGGUGCCCAUGGGGCAAACGGGGUUGAUGGGCGGAAUGGGUGGAAUGGG
Closterium sp. NIES-67 is the source of this 3937-nucleotide messenger RNA. The record is from the annotation of a GenBank genome assembly. NCBI's taxonomy places the organism in Eukaryota, Viridiplantae, Streptophyta, Zygnematophyceae, Desmidiales, Closteriaceae.